AUGAGCAUGUACCCGGGGUGGACAGGCGACGAUUCCUAUUGGACGACGCCGCCGCUGGUCGGCGCCGGCGCCACAGCCGCCGUCUCGGCCGCCGGCGCCGGUGGCGGCAGUUCGGCCCUCAAACAGAGCUACGAGCUCUACAAUCAGAGCUACAUGAACAACAUGAAGAAUAUGUUGGCCGCCCAAUGGGUCGAGAAUUCCAAUCCGUCGGUUUUUUUCGUCCUUAUGAAAGGAAAUCAUGAAAUUUUUUUAUUGAAUCUUCAUUUUUUUGGAUAGAUUUGGCCAUUUUUUUGAUCAUAAUAAGCUUGUUAGAAAGUUUGAGUAAAACUUAAGAACUGUAAGAAAAAAAGAUUCAAUUGGCUAAAGCAGAAAUUUCCGAGUUUAGUAGCCUAAAAAAAUCGAAAAAAAUUACAACUUUUAAACAAGUUUUUUUGGAUUGAAAAAAAUUUCAUUGAAGUUUUCCUUUACCUCAUUUUUUUCAGCUUCAAAAAAAUUCUUAAAAAGUCGUUAGAAUUCCAUUUUUAUAGUUCAAGUAUCAUUUUCAAUUUAUAGUUUUGGAAUAAAGGUAGUUUUUUUCUCGAAUAGUUUUUUUGCAUUUCUUUUUAAAUCGAUAAUGUACUCAAAAAAACUUUUUUUAAAUCAUUUUAAGCCUCUCGGAAUUAAAAAAAUAAUGCUUCUCUUCAAACCUUGAUCAAAAAGAAAGAAAUUCAAGUGGUUAAAUUUUUUUUGAAAAUUUCUCAAGGAAACCUACACCUCAUCAUCAUUAUAAUCGGCUGGAAUUUUGUUCAAAAGCCUGCAAAAAAUAUUAUCCUUGAGAGGAGUCGAACCUUCGACCUCCAGAUCAACGAGCAAAGUUGCUAGCCACUUGACCAUGAGCUCCAGCGAGACAGUGACCUUUCAGGUUCGCCUACAAUCCCCUGCAAGCCUCGACGGCGACUUUCGGAGAGACGAGGUCCUCCUCGAUGCCCCUGCCACAGCCCGUGUUUCCUUGGAUGAAGAUGGGCGGUACGUUUUUCUCAAUUUUUCAAUAGCUGGUAGUUUUUGCUGUAGGUCAUUAGGCGUAAAUUUCGAAUCCUGGUGAUUUUUCACAAAAUUCUUACAAAAAAUGUGGUUUAGGUGAAUAUUUUUGUCAUUUCUAGAUUUUAGGGCAGAAUUGGUUUUCAUAAGAAUUUAAGGUAUUUGUUAGGGAUCUUAGUGGGGAGGUCUAUGGAAGAAGGGGGUACUUUUUUAUGUGGUAUAGUGGGAUGUAAGUUGGAGUAUUGAUCAGAGGAUCACGAGUUCGGACCCGGCCGGGAACGGAGUUUUGGUUUUUUUUUUUGUUUUUUUAAGCGAUUUCCAAUAGAUUAUGUGCAUUUGAGUUCUAUGAGAACGCUUUGAACCACUUUUGAGGUCAUAGCCUAGUGGAGUGUGUGUUUGAUUAUUGACCAGAAGGUCACAGGUUCGGAUCCUGUCGAAGGCGGAUAUUUUUUUUGCACUUUUUAUGUUAAACUUUUUUGAGUGUUUUUUUACUGUUGAGGCUUUCACUGUACUUUUUCUCUUUAUUUAGAGACUUUUAAUUUUUUUUAAGUUGGUAUAUUUUCCAUAGAAGGUGGCUAUCGGCAAACUGAUGUAGGAACUUUUCAAGAGAAUCUUUUGUACUUUUCACUUUAUAAAUUAAAAAAAAGAUCCAGUUAGCUUCAAGUAUUGAAAAGAAGUCAUUCAUUUUAUUUUAAUUGGUAGAUAUUCUUUAUGAAAAUCUCCUUUUCAUCGGCUAUAAUUUCUCGGUUCCACCCAAAAUUAUAACAAUUAAGUUUCUCCCAGAAGCCUUUGAUUAUUUCCAAAAAGAAACCAAUCACUAGGUUGGAUUUUCCAUUUUUUUUUUGUUUUACUCAUCCCCGCAAAAAAGCGCCGCUCGUCUGUUUUAUGGCCCAUGAAAGUGUGUGUUAUUUUGACGGCAGGAAAACGAGGUGCCGGCCGAAAAUCACCCAGAAAAAAAAAAGAAGAAGAUUGAGGUGUGGAAAAUGUCGUUGACUUUGAGUUAUUACAUGCCGCUUUUUACCCUUACCUACAUAUUAUUUUUCGCUGCGAAAAAUUGAGGGGAAAGGUUUUUUUUUUUUGGGAUUUUUCGAUUUUAAAGGAAAAUCGAUGGAGUUACUCCUAUUUACCGUUGAUUUGAACGAUUUGAAAGGAAGGUCUUGACAAGAUUCGAAAAAGAGCGUGUGAAAAGGAGAGGUUUAGACAUUUCUGUCUUAAGCUAACGGUCAAUGGGAUAUAGCGACUGAUAAAUUUCCCUAUCCUAGAUUUCGAAUAAAAGGGCCUAGAUUUCGAAUAAUGGCCUGGAUUUCGAUUAACCCGUUGUUUGGAAAGUUAGGCCUCCGCUCUUUUCCGUCUUUUCUAACACGUUUUUUUCCAUAUAUACCUAUUUUAGAGCCAUUUUUUGAGAUUCUAGUCAUUGUACUAUCUGAAAACGUGUGGAAUUUGUGAGAGGAAAAAAUUUUUGGGGUUUUUUGAUUUUAAAGGAAAAUCGAUGGAGUUACUCCUAUUCACCGUUGAUUUGAACGAUUUGAAAGGAGGGUCUUGACAAGAUUCGAAAAAGAGCGUGUGAAAAUGAGAGGUUUAGACGUUUUUAGCGACUGAUAAAAUUCCGUGGCCUAGAUUUCGAAUAACCCGUUAUUUGGAAAGUUAGGCCUCCGCUCUUUUCCGUCUUUUCUGAUACAUUUUUUGCUUGUUUAACUAUUUUAGAACCAUUUUUUUAACACUCCAGUAAUUUUACUAUCUAAAAAAACAUAUGAAAUUUGUGAGAAGAGACGAUUUUUUUGCGGGAGAAAGUUCGAAAAAAAGCGAUAAUUCAAAAAAUUCAUUAUUUCGGCUACUUUAAAUUUUGAAUUCUAGCCAAAAGUUGUCUCGCAGCUUUGAAAUUUAUUACUUCUUUUUGGCAAGGUUAAACGGGGUUGAUUUUCCUAUUUCCUCUCCAGAAACCUUUUUUUCAAAAUCACUAAAAAAUCCCAAGAAAUCCAUGAUUUUCAUUUCUCGGACAUUCUGCAAAGUCGAAAAAAAACGCAAGAAAAAUGAUCCUCGAUGGGACAUUAAUCACGCUGAAAAAUUGUAUGAUGAAGGCAACAAAUGGCGCUCCAUUCCAAAAAUCCUACAGUACCCGCUUGGCGCCAUCCCUUCGUCCAGCUUCUCUCCCUUUAUCACACUCUCUCGGCCCGCCGAAGGCAACACCACCGCCGACGGCCGAUAACCAUCGGAAAAGUGUGUUUGAGGGUGUUGUCGCAAAUCGAUUCAAGCGCCCCUUUUCUUUAAUGUGUCACCAUAUUUCGCACCUCUCCUUGUUGGCGCGGCGGUUCUGAAACAGAUUCCGUUCGAUUGGCCCGUUAAUUUUCGACGCUAGAAGAAUUACGGCCAAUGCGGGUGGUGGAGGACGAAAUAGCCGAGGAAAAAGAGCUAGGAAAAAACAGCCGCUGGAGAAGUGAGCUUGUAUGCACCAUUGAUAACUGAGGCUCACAGCGAGCUUUUGUUGAGUGUUCUUAAAGGUAGAGGAAGAAAUUACAGUCUGAUUGAUGCUGAGCAAGAAUCCUGAGCUUCUCGGAGACUUGUUGAAGGAAAAAGCAACAAGCUGAGCUUUCACUAGAAGCUCACUAGGGAACGUUUUUUCUCACAAGAUCUACCGCGAGAAAUUGUUCUCUUGAUCUUCAAUCAGAAGGUCCUAAAGUACACUUCAGCAAAGUUUCAGCAAAAGUUCAACCGGGGGUGUAAAAAAACGUUCCCUGGUCAGCUUGAAGCAAUGGACAGAAGUUAGCUUUUGCGCUCCAUGGACAAUUUUGUGAGCUCUUUGAAAUCCCUGAAAAAUAUAGCCUCCAGAAAAACACCAAAGAAGAUGAAUAAUUGAAUUUUAAGAGCUUCAGGGCUUUACUGAUCAUUUUCAUUAGUUUUUUAGAAUUUUGAAAAAAUGGCUUCGACAAAAUGAGCUUGUGCGCUCUGUGGUGAAGAACUAGGUUGAUUAAUCAAUUAUUCAAUUUUCACAUAAGAGUGAUGACGUCCCUAAAGGGGUCACUAGGAAGCUCAGAACCGUCCGGGGCGCAUCUGAUGUUUAAGAAUGAACUUUUUUUGCUAGAAUUUUGGAAAAAAACGAAGAAAAGAGAUUAUAAAAAAAUCCUUAUAAAUAUGAAUAAUCAUGAUUUUGGUUUUAUGGAGAGUAGAGUUAUGGCAGAAAGUUUGAAAAAUCGAUUGAAAAUACCAUUUUUUCGAGUUAUUUCACGAAAUUUUAGGGUUCCUGAUGGUUUAAAAGUAGAGCACCUUUCAAUGAUUUUUUUUAAAAAUGAGGGAGAAAAUUUCCUUGUAAAGAGACCUUUUUCGCACCUGGCGGCUAAAUUUUGUCAAUAAGGCUCAAAUUUGAAGCUCAAUUAAUUUUUAUCUAAGAUCCAUUUUCACAUUUUUUACGGCUCAAGUCAAUAAGUUAUCACCUAGACUAACUGAUAAAAGUUGAGUAAGCAAGAAAAAUGAGCCGGCAAAAAAAAAGCACGGAGCAUCUCUCGAGUUGGCCCUGGGCUUUCGAGAGCCGGAGGCCAUUUGUUAUCGGCGGCUUCCUUUGAAGUCGCCGCCCGCCGCCUUUUAUCCCUUGUCAGCCAAUCGAUCUCCAAUACACUUUUUUUCUGCUUUUUUCCUGAGAUUCUGGUAUUUUUGGGGCCUGGAUGAGUCAGGUAAGCGGAGAGGGAUUUUAAAAAAGAUGCGAAAAAAUCCAUAAAUUUUAGUUGAUUUUUGAAAUUUGGUGGUUUUUUGAAUGGGCACCAUAGUAGUUCAGCUUGCUGGAGAAUGGACUGGAAGGUUUUUUGAUGCCACAGGGCUCAAAUACGGUAAAAGUAGGUCUUGCAACGAUUUCUUCCGUUCUGCGCCUAUAAAAACUUUCCUAGUAGAGCGCGAAUGGACUAUAGGGCUUACUUUUGUGUUUUUUUUUCCAAUUUAAGAAAUAAAAAUCCACAUUUUUUUUCAAGAGUUUCUUGGAUAUCACAAUAAUCGAAUAAGCUUUUCUCAAACCGAUACCGGGAUUUUUUGAAAAUUUGGGUUGUUCAACUGUUUCGAGUGCAAUAAAAAAAAUUGUAUUAGAAAUUUUUCUCCUGAUUAUCAUGAAUAUUUCUUGAAAUUAAUUUAGAUUUUUUUUAUGUUUUUGAGGAUUUUUUUUGACGUUUUAAGAUUAAUUAUGCUCAUUUCUAGACCUUUAUCCAGUAGCAAGGGUUUUUCGAUGAAUCAGGAUUUUUUUCAAGCUUUUUCAGUAUUCAUCCUCAUGUAUUUUAUUUUUUUUAAGUGAGAAAUUGAUCUUCAAAAGCUCAAAAUGUUUUUAUUUUCAAAGGCUUGGAUUGCAUGUGUUUCACCGCGUUUCUUCAAGCUCAUUUUUUAAAAUUUAAGGAAUGAGGCUGAAAAAAGGCUUUUUAGAACCCUCUAGGGGCCACUUGAAACGCGAUAAGCUGCAAAUUGCUGUGGUCAUUGACUUGUAACCGUUUUAUUUGGAUUAAAAUCCUUUUGAUUUUUACUAUAUCCCCUUGAGUGACCACUUGGAACCGUACCUUCUAAGAUUUUCAUUCAACUUUUCUUUCUUCUUGUAACCUUGGAACGUGUUGUUUUACAUUUCCGUUCUGAUCAACUUUUCACAAAAGCUUCUGAAAAUAAAGUCAUUUUUUCAUAGACCGCUGUGAUGAUUCUAUUAAGGGAGUUGAAAAUCUGUUCCUCCAGUCUUUUUGAAGAUUCUGAAUGCUCGAAACAGUUGGAUUUACUACUGAAAAACUGAAAACCCCUCGUCCUACCAUAACCCGCCGCCAAAACGCUCCCUUUCGAUUCCGAUCGAUUCGGCAUGCUGUUGAGGCGAUUCGAUUCGCUCCUCCUCGCGGCAAAAGUCACAAAAAGGCAAAACCGAACGUUGAGCGAUGUUUAUCGGCGUCGCAAAAUAUGGAGGGACACUGUUUUGUACGAGGAAAAUUCAUUCAUUUUGGAUGUCGAGGAGCUUUUAGGAAAUGAUAAGGUGGUUUGUAGCGAACUUUAAGGUCUUUUUAGAGAUUUUUGGAGUUUUUUGUAAGAUAAGCCUGUUCAAGAAGUGUUCCUGAUGUUGAACAAGGUUAAGCAGAGAACUUGAUUUAAUGGGAUUUUGGUAAGCUUCACGGCCUUUCUGAGCUCUUUUUUAAGCUUCUCUGAUUUUUCCCAGCAAGUUAAGGUUAUCUGGGAAGCUUUUUGAAAAGUUCUUAUAUUAUUUUCAUGAAUUUUUGUAGUUCUGACUUUAGGUUAAGCGGAGAACUCGAUUAUAGAAGUUUGUUAGGUUUCACGGCAUUUUUGAGCUUUUUUUUAAGCUUCUCUGAUUUUUUUUUCCCGUUGAUUGAAGUUAUCUGGGAAGCUUUUUGAAAAAUUAUUUUUUUAAAAUGAGUUUCACGGCAUGUUUGAGAUUUUUUAAGCGUCUCUGAUUUUUUUCCCCGCCAAUCUGGGAAGCUUUUUUGAAAAUUUUUAUUUUUUUAUGAGUUUCAUGAAUUUUUGUAGUGCUUAGGGAGUUGUUGAGCUCUUUCCUAACCGUUCUGGAUUUUUUUUUUCGAGUGUUGCUAGAAGGUUUUUAAGCAGUUUUUCAAUGCUCCAUGGAUUUCAGUAGGUUGUAGAAUAAUUUUGAAGUGUUUUGAAUUUUUUUUUCACUGGAAAUUUAGAUUUAAAGUGAAUUUUUAACUUCAUAACGCUUCGGAAAGGGUUUUCGGACCGAUUUUCCAAAAAUUUCGGUAUGAAAUUUCUUUUCAAGACGAGCCAAAACAUUUACAUACAUUGGAAUAGUCAUAUUGUUCCUUUGUGAUGCCGUAAAAUGUACAUAUGCGAAAAUAUACACGAAGACACACGGCAGCUGUCCCGUGUUGUCGUCGUCGCCGCGGCGGCCCUCAUCUAAUCUCAUGAUUUACGGUAGACCUUACACUCGGCCGUCGGUUUUCCUUAAGCCGACGACGAACCUUGGAAUCCGAAGCUUCUUAAGCUUAAGCUUGCAGGCUUGUUUGAGGUGGGGAAACUGGCCUGGUGGAUUUUUAUCGGAUCAGGAAAAAAGUUGAAAGUUGGGACUUGUUAGAAUCAAAGUUGAGGAUUGUAUCAAGAUCUGGUUUGAGCUGGAUGGAGCUUGAUUAGAUUGGAUUUUUCUGAUUUGGAAGUUUGAGAUUGAGCGCUUGUGAUUAAACUUGUCGGAAGGGGGGAGGGGGUUUAGCUGAACACCAGGUAAAAACGAUUUCUAAGCUGAAGGUGAUAGCAUGGAGGCUGGAAAUCCAGAAUAGAUAUUUCUUCGAGGGUAUGCUUGGAACCGCACGCAAGCAUAAACAGCUCAAGCAGCCGACCAGAAACUACUUACGCGCGGCGAUUUUUUUUUUUUAACUUUGAAACGUUAACAUCGCCUCGAGCCAUUCUAAAUGCGGUUACUUAGAACUUUAGUUCUUCCUGACAGAAAAAAAACUUGGAAACCUACUGCCUCCCAAUUACUUACUGUAAUCGGUUUUCCUGCCGAAACAGGUCCGUCCACAUACAUUUUAUCAUUUAUCAACUUUUUUCCACAGUCAUUUGAUAAAAAAGUUGAGAAAUGGGAAUGAGAAUAGGAAGAGAGAAAUCACGCGACGUACCUUGAUAAGUUCGCUGUGAUAAUGAUCGAUUAGUGGCGCCUGUUACCGUAACCCUCCUGAUUUCUUGGCUUUUUUCGUGUCGAGAGGUUGAUUUUUCGGAAGUAGGAAUGUUUGGUUUAUUGAACUCGUGUCCGAAAAAUAUAAUGAAAUAUCUUGAUACUUGCAAAAGUAUUUAUAGUUGAUCCGAACCCUUCGAAAUGUAAUAAAAUAGCUUGAGACAUACGCUAGGAGGAUAAUUAUAUGUGUAACAAUUGCGGAGCGGUUUUCCCAAAAACGCACCCGACUUGAAAUGACUUACGCCCCGUUGCAUAAAAUAGAAUUUUUGUGGAUUUAUGCUCUCGAUUCCGUUCCUGCUCUUCGCAGAGGGGAUGAUGAUAAACGAUUUUUCCAAAACGCGCCCGACUUGAAAUGACUUAAGCCCGGUUGCAUCGAAAAACCUUGCAAGGUCUGCUGUUUGACCAUUGAGCCAUUCCAAGUGCGACCAGGAAAAAAGUACUUUAAAUCUACAAAGGCUUUACGAAUUUUUAUGUGAAUUUUGUAUUUUAUAUGUAUAUUUUCACUAUCAGAGACGUUGACUUCGAUUAUUUUUUUCCAGGAUUCAAAGGAAAAUAUUUAUAGUUUAAUGUUUAAAAGCUCUUCCUGGUGUUUAAAGGAGUGUACCCAAAUUUAAUAGGUCUUGAGACGAAAAGCCGUUUUUAGUUUUCUGAAGCUUCUGCGCCUCUGAAAAACUAACAGGGCUUUUUCCGGAUUUUCCUUCUCUUUUGACUUUACCGUAACCAUAUUUGUGGGAAAGAACAGUUUGCGGUUCCUCCGGCAACACGGAGGCAUCUGGCAAGGGGGAGGACGGAAAAAUUGCGGAGCCGCGUUGUCGCGACCUGACAAAGACAAGUGACUGCGGCCAGUGGCCGUUCUUCCUUUUUCUCUUCUUUUUGGGGGAUUUUCGGGUUACUGUCAAGUAGAAUAGGAUGUUGUGGAGAAGAAAAGGAGAUUAUGAGAUGGAAAAUUGAGAAAAAAUGAUUUUAUGAUUUUUUACAAUUUUUUUUUGAGGGAUAUAAAGUGGAUGGAUUAGUGACGGGAAUGAGAAAAAAAUUGAUAAAAUUGGAUGAUUUUUUUCUCCAGUUUUUUUAACUAUUUUAGCGAGGAUGUAAGAUGCGAAAGCGCCUUUUUUUAAGGAUAUUCAAUUUUUUUUGGUUUUCUGUAGUCUGGAGCGACAGAUUUCAAGAGGAAGACUGAAAUUUCGACCUUGAAUAAUUGAAAAAAUACGAUUUUAUAUAAAUUUUGUAUUUGAGCCAUUUCUAAGGAUUUUUUUUUAAAUGAUAAUCUUUCAGAAAGUCUUCUGAGAAUUCUGGUCCUUUUUUGACAUAUUUUCGAUUUUUAUUGCUCUGGAUGAAUUUUUUGGCUCCUAAUCAUCAGAAUUCGUCCUUUUUCCUUUCCUGGAACUUGCCGGAAGUGAAUCACCCCCGUCAGGUCAUAAACUAUAACUGUACUCGCUGAGAAAACCUGAUUGUAACUUGGUUGUUGGGCGAAAAACAGAAAGAUAGCACGGCUACCGUAACCCUUUCUCCCUCUUUUUCUGCUUGGCCGCCUUGCAGCCCUAUCAAUCGAUUGAUUGUUCGGCCGUUCACAGAGGUGUGAUAGGGGUUUUGAGAACUUUUAGAAACGUUUGAGAGAAGUUGGAAGCUUCAGAGGUUUUGUAGAAGUUAUCAAAGGACUUGGGAGUUUUAAAAAGGUUCUUGGCAUAAUUUUAGAAAAUCAGGAAGCUUUUGGAGUCUGUGUGAAAAAGAAUUCGUAUAGAAGUUUUAAGGGCUCUUUGGAAUUUUUAGAGGAAUUUACGGACGUUUAGAAGUUGUCUGGAAGUUUAGAGGAAUUUACAGACUUUUUAGAAGUUGUCUGGAAGUUUAGAGGAAUUUACCGACUUUCAAAAGUUGUCUAGAAGCUUAGAGGAUUUUACGCGUUUUUGGAAGUUGUCCAGAAGCUUGGAGGAAUUUACGGACUUUUUAGAAGUUGUCUAGAAGCUUAGAGUUUAAGGGCUCUUUGGAAUUUUUAGAGGAAUUUACGGAAAAGUAAUUUAAGGACUUUUAGAAGUUUUUCAGAAGCUUAGAGGGAUUUAGGGACUUCCAGUAGUUGUCUAGAAGCUUAGAGUCAUUUACGGACUUUUAGAAGUUGUCUAGAAGCUUUAUUUCAAGUUUUGAUUCUUUUAUUUUCACUUACCCGUCGUAUAAAUUUAUCAUUAGAGCUUUUUUUAAAGUUAUACUUUUAAAUGAAAUCAGAGUUUUACUACUCGAAAAAAAGAUGAUUUCGAGUUAAGCUCCAACUGUAUAUUCUUUCAAUUUCGCCCGACCGGAAGUAAUAUCUAAAUUUCGAUAGGAUAUGAGGAUUCGAAAUUGUUGAGAUGAAGAUACAUUUAAUUUUGGGAGGGAGAUGGUGGCGACGAAAUUGAAGCCAUUCAUCAGCGACGCCGCGUGUCGCUUGAUUUGUUUCCACCACCACCUUGGCCAUAUUUCCUAUGGAUUUUUGAGGGUCUGGAAAUCAUCGUGGAGAUUAUGAAGGGUUAUAGUUCAUUAGGAGGGCUUCUGGCUCACUUUGUAAGAUUUUAGAGCUGAGAAAACCUCUGAGGAGCGGAUAAGCCUUUGAGCUAAUAGCCGAAUAAGCCGUUUUAGGCAUUUUUUCCUUUUUCGUGAUUUAAGACUCAUGAAAGCAUGAAAAACUUGUCACAUUUUUGGCUUUGUUUCAGUUGAAAAAAUCUCAAACUGACGACUUUGAAGCCUUCUUUUUUAUAAUCUUCAAGAUCUUCCACACCUCAGCCUUCUUAUGAAUUUUAAAGGGAUCUUUUUGGAAGUUUAUGGAACUUUUCAGUCAAGUACAGCAUUUUUCACGAAUUUUUGAAGUUUUCUGGGUUGACAUGAGCUUUUUACUCUUUCAGGUCUGUUUUUGUAGAUUUUUAAAGGAAAAGAGAAUAUUGAAGGAAUCUUAGGAAAGAACGAAGUUUCAAUAGAAAAGGUUGUUAAGUUGAGAAGACGUAACGCUAAUACGAUGACGUCAUCGUCGGUGAGAAGCUUGCGUAACUUGGAGAGGACUCGAUCCGGAGAGUGCCAGAUUGACAGCGGAGAUCCUUAGCCACUAGACUACAAUGAAACCUUGGGAUCGAACUUGAUAGGAACUUAUCCAAGAAAAGAAGUUUGCAAGAAAAAUCAGCUUGUACUGUUUGACGUCAUAGGUAAUUUUCAGCCACUUGACUAGGAUUCAUUCAUCUUCAUUCGAGUAUUUAUAGUACCACUUAUCAGAAAGUUACGACGAUUUUCAGUUCUGUAAAGAAGCUUUGAAGUGGUGCGCCACGCUGUUGACAUCAUUAAAUUCGAUCCAGAGACUCCUAGCUUGACAGAAAACAUCCGAUUAGUACAUAUCCACAACAAAUGACGUCAUAGACAAGCCGAGUAGCUGUCUGUCAGUGGUACGUGUCGUGUGUGGGUACACGGAAGAUGACAACUGACAGGGGCAACCGUCGGGUCGUCGGGGCUUACAACGCGCAAAACUCGCACGUCGUCCGUCUUGUCCGCUCGUGUCGACGGCGGCGGCUCUUUUGUCCGUCUAAACUUGUCACUUUGUUGCUCCUCAACUUUGAUUUUUUGUGUCAAGGAGGUACAGUAGAGCUUUGAUAAUUCGUUGUUUGAAAAAAAAAAGUCGAGGAUCAAGUUGGAAAAUUUGAAGAAAUUGAUUGAAGUCGUGUAUCAUUGGAAAGGUCAAAGCUGGUAGAAUCGAUUGGUAUAAUCACUUUAACUGUUAAUUUGGAAGUUCUGCAACUUUGAAGGCUUUUGUUAAUGAUUCCUUAUCUCUUUACCGGCGGCUCUUUUUUCCUCCGAACUUGUCACUUUAUUGCUCCUCAACGAGAUUGCGAUUCUAGGGAUCACUUAAGAGUUCUGACACUACUAGAGCGGUCACUUUUCUAGGGAUCACUUAAGAGUGCAGACGCUACUAGAGCGGUCAAUUUUCUAGAGAUCACUUAAGAAUUUUGACGCUACUAGAGCUCACUCUUCUAGGGAUCACUUAAGAGUGCUGACGCUACUAAGGUGGUCACUUUUCUAGAGACACUUAAAAGUUCUGACGCUACUGAAGCGGUCACUUUUCUAGGGAUAAUUUAAGAGUUCUGACGCUACUAAAGUGGUCACUUUUCUAGGGAUCACUUAAGAGUUUUGACGCUACCAAAGCGGUCACUUUUCUAGGGAUCACUUGAGAGUUCUGACGCUACUAAAGUGAUCACUUUUCUAGAGAUCACUUAAGAGUGCCGGCGCUACUGAAGUGGUCACUUUUCUAGGGAUCACUUAAGAGUUCUGACGCUACUAAAGCGGUCACUUUCCUAGUGAUUACUUAAGAACCUUUAUAAAUAACAUAGUAUAUUUUACCCAAUUUUCAGGUACCAAAGGCGGCGAAUCGAAACGAACGCGGCAGACCUACUCGCGGAAUCAAACCCUCGAGCUUGAGAAGGUUAUUUUUUAUUCUAUAUGAAAAUGAUAAAUGUCCGCACUUUCCAGGAGUUCCACUACAACAAAUACUUGACGAGGAAACGAAGGCAAGAGAUUUCCGAGAGCUUACAUCUCACUGAGAGACAGGUUAUUCAUUUUUCUUCAUUUGACAGCAUUUGAAUAAAUGGCUUUAUUCAUCGGUUACUGUAGAAAAGAUUCGUGGGUUACUGUAAAAAAAAUGUUUUAUCCAAGAAUCCUUAUCAAUAAUUGAGUCAAGACCAAGUUACCGUGUGGAAGAAUUUGAAAAAAAUUUGAUGAGGCUAAAAAUUAGGCAUUUUUCCUAGUGUCUUCAGGUCCAUCAAAUUUUCGAAUUUCAACCCCUUUUUUCCCAAUUUUCCGAAUCCGUCACGCUUUUUCAAAACAUGGUCUUUGUCAUAUCUAAACAAAUUUUUUUAGGUCCAAAAAACCUCAAUAAUUGAGUCAAGAUCAAGUUACUGUGUUUGAAAAAAAAAAUUAAUAAGGCUGAAAAUUAGGCAUUUUUCCUAGUGUCUUCAGGUCCAUCAAAUUUUUGAAUUUUAACCCCUUCUAUCUUAAUUUUCCGUAUUCCGUCACGCUUUUUCAAAACAUCGCCUUUGUCAUACCAUGAAGAGCCCAAAAAUGCGACAAAAUUUGAAAAAAGAACGGGCUUCUCGUGUUUGAUUUUGCCGACGGCGGCGAGAUCAAAAACCCGCCGUCGGUCGGUUGCGCCGCUCCUUUUUGCCGCACAUGUUGCCACUUUUGGGCCUUUCAAACGCGCCGGAAACACAUGUGUGUGUUCCGUCGAGAAUUUCAAAAAUUUUCACGAUUUUUGACGUCUUUGAACUAACAAAGAAGGUCAUUUUACUUUUUGGUUGGGAAUUUUUCUGAAACUUUGCCAGAAAGCUUCUUGAUGUACUAUAUAUAAAUACUAGAAGUCUGAACCUGCAAAAAUGCCUAGUUUUUGAGAGAGGAGACCUCAAAGUCAAAAGAAAACCUUUCGAAAUCCAAAAAUCGGCUAUUUUUGGAGCUUUGAGCCCUCAUUUCUCCAAAACUAGAAAGUUUUGAAGGUUGAGACUUUCAGAGUCUUCUCCUGGUACAUCGAGAACUUCACUUGCCAAUUCCUGAAUCGCUAGGUAAAAUGACCUACCUGUAUUGAAAGAGCUUGUAAAAAGAGUGCUCUUUUGAAAAAAAAACAUUUUUGCUCCUCAAAAAGGUUACAAAAAGGACACUCAACAGCUUCAGGUGAAAGUCAGUUUUCUUGAUGUGCUAGAUAUGUAUAACUUCUAGAAGUCUGAACCUGCAAAAAUUCCUAAUUUUUAAGAAAGGACAGCUCAAAGUCAGAAAAAUCAGUUAAAAUAGCCUAUUUUGGGUCUUUAAGCCAUAGGAAGUUGUGCAGGUUGAGAAAUCCAAAAUUUUCUUCUGGUACUUCGAGAAUUCAACUGGCCGAAUUUCAAAAAAUUCCUGAAUCGCUAGGUAAAUUGAGCUACCUGUGUUGGAAGUACUCGUGAAAGGGGUACCAUUUUUUGAAAAAAAUAACAUUUCCCUCUUCAAAAAGGCUAUAAAAAGGUUAUUCAACAGCUUCAGGUGAAAAUCUGGUUCCAAAACCGGCGAAUGAAGCACAAGAAGGAGAGCAAGGGCGACGGCGAAGGCGGCAACGGGAAUGAGUCGGACGAGUCGACGCAGGACGACCGACCGCAACCCUAA
Messenger RNA from Caenorhabditis auriculariae, 13783 nucleotides. The record is from the annotation of a GenBank genome assembly. NCBI's taxonomy places the organism in Eukaryota, Metazoa, Nematoda, Chromadorea, Rhabditida, Rhabditidae.